AUGAGUGGAGCUGCACAAGUAGCAAGUAACAAUAAUCGUAUCAUGCCCAGUGAUCAAUCUGUUGCCUCCUCGAUAGUGGAAGGUGGUGCAACUACACUCACAACAGCAGACAUGAUACAACAUCAUCACAUUAGCCACACUUCUUCUACUUCCUCACAAUUAGUUGGAGGAAAUUCACCAACAGUGGAAACAUCAACAACAAGUAUUAAUACCAAUAGAAAGGAUUCGGGAAAUGAUAGCCUUUCCACUUCAUCAACUUGUUCUUCUAAUGAGAGUUUAUCAAGUUCUGGAAAAUCCUCUCCUGAUACAACAACAGGAGCAACCAUCAAUGCUGACGAACUGGCUUCCUCUUUAUCAGCCUCUAAUUUUACAUCACCUCACUACAAUUCUUCUUCUACUAACAAUGUACAUACUUCUACCACCCCUUCAACUACAACAACAUCAACCUAUCAAUCCUCUGGAAAUAAUACAAAUGUACCAACAACAGAAACUUCAUCAAAAAAGGUUCGAGUGUCUGUUUCUGAUAAUCCUGCAAUUAGUAACAAUGCAAACAUUGAAGACAGAAGAAAUAGUAUUUUUGGCUCGCCAACAGAACCACCUUCUGCAACUUCACCACAACUCAAUCAAUCAUCAAAUAAUACAAGCUUUAUGCAAGGUGAUUCGGCUAUGAUCUUGAAUGAAAAGUUGCACCAAAUCUUCCUUCCGAUUUGUCUUUUCCUUUGUUAUGCUUAUUUGAUUGUCUACUCGACCGACUAUCCAAUUAGCAUGAGCUUUUUAUGCAUUAUUGCCAUUGUUAUCAAUUUUAAAUAUGUUAGAAAUUUGGUACAACAACGAUUGGUUGUUUGGCUCAUAAAACAUCUAUCCAGGGAUGCAGCCACACUAGGAGAAAUUGUAGAACAUGAAGAUAUUGUUGGUGGCAAUUCUGAUCAGAGUGUAAUUCCACUCACAACACCCCUACCCCCAUCAUCAUCAACAUCUGAAGGACAAAAGGAACCAAACACUGUUCCAUUCUAUUCAUCAAGUGAUUUUUGGAGAUUUGGAAGUGUUGGCUCAUCGUCGACAUCCUCCACCACCACGAGAGCAUCCUCUUCUUCCUCAAGUGGAACACCUGUAGAUGCUUCCUAUUUGGCAGCAAAGAAACAACGGUUGUUGGAAGUCUACACUUGCAAAGUUAUGAUUGUAGUGAAUAUUGCAGUGUUCUUCCUUAGACUUUUGUUGUGCACAAAGGAUUAUACUGUUGGAUGGCUAAUGAUUGGAUUCCUCUCGAGCACUGUGCACAAUUAUUCAUACAUUAUUCUUCAGAAUGCACUUGUGGAUUGCAGGGUACACUCAUAUGAGGCUAUCAUGUGGGUUAUCCUCUCACAACACAUUGUUUCGGUGGGUAUUGCCAUCAUUUUGUCAGUGGUCCAUAAUCGAUAUGUUGAAGCAUUUGGUACUUUUUGCUUGCUUACUGUUUUGAACUUUAUGCUCAAUUCGGUGAGUUACAAGUUAAUGAACAGACUCAAUACUAUGAAGUUAAUGACAAGCAAACUGAAGGAAGCUAAUCGUUCCAAGAAUGCACUUGUCAGUUCCAUUUCUCAUGAGUUUAGAUCUCCAUUGAUGAGUAUUUCUGGAAGCAUUGAACUCUUAUUGGAUACAACUCUAAAUGCUGAACAAAUUAAUUACAUCAAAACUAUUGGAAGUUGUUCCUCAAUCUUGUUAACCCUGAUUGAAGAUAUUUUACAAUAUUCAAAACUUGAAAAGACAAACAUGGAAAUUGCCACCAAUUCAAUGCUUGGUAAAAAUACAACUAAUGAAGAAAAGGUUGAAAACCACAAGACUGUCUUUUCCCUCUUCGAUUGUUUACAACAUGUGAGAAGCAUUGCCAGCUCGUAUGCUUCUAACUUUGAUGUGACCAUUGAUUUUGUGACGAGCAAAUUCCUUCCGUCCUAUGUUUUGGGAGAGAGUGUUCGUUUGCAACAAGUUCUUAUCAAUUUAUUAACCAACUCAAUUAAGGCUUCUUCGAGAAAUCAAGUUGUUACCCUCGCAGUUGAAGUACUCGAGGAUGAUAAUCCAGAAGAUAUCAUUGAUGAUGGAAGAUCAAGCGCUAAGGAAAUUGUAGUAGUCAAGAGGAAGGAUCUAUCCAUUGAGCCAACAAGUACCACCAGUACUGAAUCAUCAGCACAAACACUCCUCCAACAAGAAACUCCAACCAUCAAGACUGUUGUUUUCAAGGUUAUCGAUCAUGGAUGUGGUAUUCAGAAGGAUAUUCAAAAAUUACUCUUCAAACCCUUCUCCAGUCACAAUCACAAUGGUGAUGGUAGUGUGAUUGGCACAGGCCUUGGAUUGACCAUUCUUAGAAAGAUUAUUAUCAACAUGAAAGGUGGCAUUAGCUAUAGAACCCUUUGUGAACCAUCACCAAAUCAUGGUACUACAUUUUGCAUUUCAAUUCCAUUCCAACUUCCUGAUAAAAAGAAGAAGAAUUCCCUCAAACAAAUUGAAGAAAUCCUCAGAACAAAUCCAAUUGUGAAUCAAUCGAUGAGUACUGAGAGUAUGACCUCAUCUUCUGGUGCCAGUACCAUUUUGCUCGACUCUCACAUUAAGAAGAGUGAUGAUUUGGGCACCAUACCAAAUGCUCUAAAUAAUAUUGAUAGCGAAAUUCAAAAAACUCACCUCCUCCAUAAGGAAUUGUACAUGAUGAAGAAGAGACAAUCAAAGAGCAGUACUACUGCCUCGCCAAAACAUUCUCUACAAGAUUCUACGGGAUCCAUUACUACAAGCACUACGACCACAACAACCAACACUACGGAAAACACGAGUUCCGUCACCGUUACAGGUUGCAUUGAUAUCUUUGAAACUAAGAUAUUACUUGCUGAGGACAAUCCUAUCAAUCUUUCUGUACUUAAAAAACUAUUACAAAAAGGUGGAUUCAAAAAUAUCACAACAAGUGCCAAUGGUUUCGAGUUGAUUGAGGCCUUCAGGAAGGAGUAUCACCCUAUAAUUGUAACGGAUCUUCACAUGCCCAUCAUUAAUGGAAUUGACGCAGCAAAUGAGAUUCGAUCCUUGCCAAAUGGUGAUAAGGUCAAAAUUAUUCUCUUAACGGCUGAUGCCCUAAUGGACAAGUUUAAUAAUAUGGACUCUAUUGAUUCGUGCCUCAACAAGCCAAUUUCUAAAGACGAUCUGAAUCAGGCAAUAAUUUCUGCAAUCAGAGCACAAGAAUGACCCUUAAAAACGUCCAAAUAAAUAUUUCACAUUUCUUUU
Naegleria gruberi is the source of this 3240-nucleotide messenger RNA. Its product is annotated as histidine kinase/response regulator. Lineage: Eukaryota; Heterolobosea; Eutetramitea; Acrasida; Naegleriidae. The transcript has 2 exons. Bases 1 to 3201 code for a protein of 1066 amino acids. Gene Ontology annotation, molecular function: phosphorelay sensor kinase activity. Gene Ontology annotation, biological process: phosphorylation; phosphorelay signal transduction system. The record is from RefSeq and is a predicted model, not a curated record.